Impatiens glandulifera is the source of this 1167-nucleotide messenger RNA. Its product is annotated as phosphoserine phosphatase, chloroplastic. Gene Ontology annotation, molecular function: L-phosphoserine phosphatase activity; magnesium ion binding. The transcript has 8 exons. NCBI's taxonomy places the organism in Eukaryota, Viridiplantae, Streptophyta, Magnoliopsida, Ericales, Balsaminaceae. The record is from RefSeq and is a predicted model, not a curated record. Gene Ontology annotation, cellular component: cytoplasm. Gene Ontology annotation, biological process: dephosphorylation; L-serine biosynthetic process. Bases 134 to 1027 code for a protein of 297 amino acids.
ACCAAAUUUCAGGGACAACAAUAGCAUUGCUUAAUGUUAUUAGGCUCGCCUCUGUUUCCAGUUAAUCGGAAUCGGAAAAGUUGCCGGGAUCUGAACUGAGGAUUGCUUCAAGAAUUUGAUAGAUAGUUUAUUGAUGGAAUCACUGAUGAAUUCAAAGUUGAUCUCACCUCAUUUCUUCACUGUGAAGAAUCAACAUAGUUAUUUCAUUCCUAGAUUCUCUUCACAGCUCGUCAAUCAAAAUAGAAUUAGUCUUCCUGGUUUGAAAAAACACCCAAAACAUUUCAGCAGUCUGGUUUACGCUUCAACUCACCCUAUUCAAACCUCGUCUAUGGAACACCUCAACAACGCAGUACCAUCCAAAGAGGUGCUGGAGCUUUGGAAAAGUGCAGAAGCUGUAUGCUUUGAUGUUGAUAGUACAGUUUGUAUAGAUGAGGGUAUUGAUGAGUUAGCAGAAUAUUGUGGAGCUGGAAAGGCUGUUGCAGAAUGGACUGCUAGGGCUAUGGGUGGUUCAGUUCCAUUUGAAGAAGCCUUGGCUGCCAGACUAUCUCUGUUUAAACCUUCCCUCUCCCAGGUCCAAGAUUUUCUCCACCAGAAACCGCCAAGACUUUCUCCGGGCAUAGAUGAAAUGAUCAAGAGCUUGAAGGCCAAGAAUAUUGCUGUUUAUCUGAUUUCUGGUGGCUUUCGUCAAAUGAUUAAUCCUGUUGCAAGUAUUCUUGGUAUUCCAACUGAGAAUAUAUUUGCCAACCAACUACUAUUCAGCAAUUCGGGUGAGUUUGUUGGGUUUGAUGUGAAUGAACCCACAUCGAGAAGUGGUGGAAAAGCCAAAGCAGUUCAACAGUUAAAGGAAGCUCAUGGUUACAAGAAACUAGUCAUGAUUGGUGAUGGUGCAACUGACCUUGAGGCUCGGAAACCUGGUGGUGCUGAUCUAUUUAUCUGCUAUGGUGGAGUUGUACUUAGAGAGACUGUUGCAGCCAAAGCCGAUUGGCUAGUUCUCAAUUUUACUGAUUUGAUCAACAAUUUGAAUUAACUAAGUUUAUUCUUCUAUUGUUGGUCCCAUUCUAUUGUUGGUCCCAUGCUAGUAUUUUGAUCGUUCUUCAUAAUGAUUUAUGAUUUGUGUAAAACACCAAAUUCAAUUUUUAUUGUUUUUCAGUUAAAUGAAGAAUGAGU